ACCACCAUCUCCUUAGUCUUUUUCACGUUGAUGCAGAGGUUGUUUUCACUGCACCACUGCACCAGGUGUUCCACCUCCUCUCUGUAAUUGGACUCAUCGCUGUUAGUGAUGCGUCCCACUACUGCUGUAUCGUCCGCAAACUUAACUAUAUAUGAAAUAUCUUGUGUUCAGUGUAUUUUCAGGUCAUAUAGGUGUCAAUACGGUAUGCAGCAGGUAAGAUGACACCUACCAUGACUAGCAUCUCUGUGUCCUCCUCCACAGCUGCCCUCCCCCAAACCAGUAAAGUUUAUAUGAUAAUAUGGUGCUGUCUUGUUCCAAUCUGUUUGCUGUAUGCAUUUUUUCUUUUUGUAUUGUUUUGUGUUUUUCAGGUCCUACAGGUGUUAAAAUGGUAACUAUGACACUGUGUUCAAGUCAUGUAGGUGCACCUAUCUGUCAUCGGGUUCGUCAUUAACAUUGACACCUUGAUGCUGAUGAUACCUGAGCUGCUCCAAGUCCAGCGGUAUGUCUGCACCUACCGGUUUAGCCAAGAUCACUUGGAGCUUCUGUUUAAUUCAAUCAGAGCAUCAAGGGGCUGGAACAACAAUCCAUCUGCCAGCCAGCUCCAGGGCAUCUUCCGGCGUCUGAUGGUCCGGUGCGGUGUCUCACCAAGUGGGCGAGGCAACGUGGCAGCACAGGAUGGCACAGUGUCCCUGUCUGCUGUGGAGAUGUCCUCGGCUGAAACUGCUGAAGAGCUAGAUCCCCCAUUUGCCAACAUUGCAGCCAUCAUGUGUGACCACAGCUACCUUCCCACGCGCUUUGGUGGUCUUGUGGACAAUGCUUUGGUGUACAUUGCAGGAUUUGUUGUUCGGCAGGUUCUGAGAAGGCUCUCUUGUGAUGUGCGCCGUGCCAGCCUGGUAAAAGACGCUAUACCCACAUCCUUUGAUGAGAGCUACCACCUUCUUGUGCUGAAAAACAAUGGUGGGCUGAUGAUUCCAUCGGAUGGCACGGUGAAGGUGGUGAAGGCAGCAGAGCGGGUGAUUCGCCAGCUCCAGUCAGGGCAAGCUGUCAAGGUGUCAGUGGUGACACAUGUUGUCCGGGAAGAGAUUGGCACAGAGGAUGUGUUUUUGCUCCGGGAACACAUUGAAGAAACACAAUUUGGUAUUGACGACCACCAUUCAAGCCUACUGAGACUAGUAGUGUCUGUGUUUCUCAAAGUUAGGCUGCAUCACAUUGCUAAAAUGGCUUCACUCGAGUACCAGAGUGGGAGCACAAGAAAGAAACUAUGCAAAACCAUUCUCUUUCAGGGGUUUUAGCUCCCUUUGUAAUUACUGUACAUAGAAUAGAAUCGAAUAGAAUAGAAUAGACUUUAUUAAUCCCCCAGAGGGGAAAUUCAAGUUGUCACACACCAAAUACAGACAGGACACACAAUAACAGGAACACUGUGGCAUGAUAAAUAAAUAACAAUAUGGUCGCAGACCAG
This is a messenger RNA of Myripristis murdjan (pinecone soldierfish), 1459 nucleotides long. RefSeq lists its product as uncharacterized. The transcript is spliced from 4 exons. The coding region runs from base 465 to 1292 and encodes 275 amino acids. Lineage: Eukaryota; Metazoa; Chordata; Actinopteri; Holocentriformes; Holocentridae. The record is from RefSeq and is a predicted model, not a curated record.